AGUCACGUGAACGCGUGUUUCCGUCCGCUCGCAGCAGCUUCAGUCCGGUGUGGAGGAUGAGCUCAGGCCACGGGACCAGGAGGAAAGUCGGCAAGCUGCAGCAGUUCAACAACAUGGUGGCGUUUGACUCUGAAACACUGACUGAGAUUCAAAGUCUUUUUAGUAAAGUUAGAACUUAUGAGAAACCUUCCAAUGGGGAGUGGUGCAUCCCCGACCCAAACGUUGCUCUCAGACACUCUGCGGAGGAGCACGGCCGGCUGCAGGCCCUGAAGGCAUCGCUGAAUGAUGUAAAGAACCAGCUCAGUGACAAGAACGUCCAGGUCUGGCAUCAGCACACAAACUCCACCAAUCGGGCCGGGAAGGUGAUUGCUGCCGUGCGCUCUGCUGCCAACGCGGAGAUCUGCACUCAGGCGUGGUGCAAGUUCUCUGAGAUCCUGGGAACCUUUAAUCUUCUCCCAGAGGAGGCUCUUCAAAAUGGAGAGCUGAACACGGUCCAUCUGUGUGAAGCUCCAGGGGCCUUUAUAACCGCUCUGAACCAUUACAUCAAAACCAGCGAGUCCACACGCUACUGUGACUGGAGCUGGGCCGCCAACACUCUCAACCCGUAUCACGAGGCCAACGGUGGCAGCACGACAAUCGCAGACGAUCGGUUAAUUGCGAACACGCUGCCCUGGUGGUUCUUUGGCUCAGACAACACAGGCAACAUCAUGAUCCAGAAACAUUUGCUGGAGCUGCAGACAUUCGUGGCAAACAUGCGUAGAGUUGAUGUGGUGACAGCAGAUGGUAGUUUUGACUGUCAGGAGAAGCCAGACGAGCAGGAGGCGCUGGUGGCGUCACUGCAUUACUGCGAGGUCACAGCUGCACUGCUGCUCCUGAGCCCCGGUGGCUCCUUUGUACUGAAGAUGUUCACGCUGUAUGAACACUCCUCUGUCUGCCUCAUGUACCUGCUGAGCUGCUGUUUCCACUCCGUCAACGUCUACAAACCCGCCACCAGCAAGGCGGGCAACUCUGAGGUUUACGUUGUUUGUCUGAACUACGACGGCAAGGAUGCUGUGAGGCCUCUGCUCUCCAAACUGAUUCGUAACUACGGGCCACAUCUUGCUGACCGAGAGGCACUUUUCCCAAACUCACUUAUCCCAGAGUCGUUUUUGAAACAGCAUGAGGAAGUGUGCUCAUACUUCCACACGCUUCAGGUGGAGACCAUCACAGAAAACCUCCGCCUGUUUGAAGGAAUGAGCACCGAGCAGAGGCAGCGGCUCGACCACAUCAGGGACUGCACGGCUCAGGAAUACCUGCAGCGCUUCCAGGUGACCUUCCUUCAACGGAGUCGAUGGAUCUCUCGCAACACAGUGAGUCCCGCGUGUUGCAGCGUCUCAGCGGGGCGACCUCUGGGACAGAAAAAGCAAACAGGCUCCUUCAAUGAGCGGAGGGAAUUGCAGAACCUAACCUGGAGGGAGCGCAUCGAGAGGGGUUGCCAUGCCACCUGGAUACAGCGGCACCGCACCGAAGCCGGCGGGACAGGCUGCAUGCUCGAAGGACCCCUCACUGGGUGUCAUGUGGAUUCAUGGUAUGUUAUCAUUGGGGCUGCACUGCCUGCUCUCAGAAACUCUCCGUUCUGUGAAGGAGGAUUGUUAAACCAUUUGAAUGAAGCUCUGAUGGACACAGCAGUAGAUUGGACUCACUUACCUCUCUGUAACUCUUGCCAUGUGGCCUACACGUCGUCCAUCUUGUCUGACGUUGCAGGUCUUUGCGUCAUCACAGCUGAGAGUGAUGGGAACAAAAAGCAGAGACAGUGUCUGGUGUUUGGCAGCCGCCCAGUGUGGGAUGCUUGUGACAGCAAAGUAAAGGAUUUAGUCUUAACAUUUUCUGCAGAGCCUUCACUUCCUCAAACAGUCUCCAGCACGCUGCACGACGGGGAGCCGCUGUACCAGCAGCAGCUCUUAGGUUGCGUUGUGUUUUCCCUGCAGACCCUGAACUCUGGGGAUGCGCUGCUGCUGCCUGUGUUGUCUGCACUCACCCGUGUCACCGCAGCUGUUGUGUACUGCUUACAUGUUUGUUUUUGCUCAGUCACGUUCAGGUGUCCGCCCCCCUCAGGCUUCAUUGGGACAGUGCUUGUGUGUGUUGGAUUCUGCCCUGAAGCUGCUGCACGAAUACUCCCUGUUCUCACUGACGUCCAUCACUGCAUGGGUCAGUUGUUAAGAGGGAAGGAGGACUCAGGUAAAAAUCAGCCGUCUGGGUGUGACAGACAGGUGCUGCAGUUUGUUCCCAUGGAGGAGCUGCUCACAGGAGGACUGACUGAGUUCCUGCGGACCAUGAACUCUGAAAUCAUCCAGCAGAAGCUGCAUUUGCUCAUGCAGUCAUAGUGCAGUUUAGUGAGCUGUGACUCCGGGGUAUCGCCUCAGAAGCUGUCAUUAUGUCACGGUCUGUUUUAUCCUUUGUUGAAUGAGCAGAAUCCUUUUUGUAUGCUAAUACUAGCUAAUGCUAAAUGAGUACUUUUGCACUGCUUUAGUGUCAUGAUCAUAGGCUGGUCACAAUGGACAGUUUUAAGGAAAGGAUCCCAAUUGAUGCAGCAGAACCACAAUGCAGUCCCAGAUAUGAGUCUUUAUGCUUGUGGCCGCUAACGUAGCCUCUGACUCCUUGGCUAAACUCAAGCUGAGAUAAGGAGUGAGCUACAGAGGACUGAUACACUUGCAUCUCGAGAUU
Messenger RNA from Plectropomus leopardus (leopard coralgrouper), 2703 nucleotides. RefSeq names its product cap methyltransferase 2 (gene cmtr2). Gene Ontology annotation, cellular component: nucleus; cytoplasm. NCBI's taxonomy places the organism in Eukaryota, Metazoa, Chordata, Actinopteri, Perciformes, Serranidae. Gene Ontology annotation, molecular function: methyltransferase cap1 activity. The record is from RefSeq and is a predicted model, not a curated record. Gene Ontology annotation, biological process: 7-methylguanosine mRNA capping; methylation.